UAUCCUCCAUAACUAGGAAUGUGAACGUGUGCUCUUUCGUAUCUCUUUCCGCCGACCCUUUAUAAUCCCCCAAACAAACAAACCCUUAUUGUUCUACAUGUUCUAGAUCUAGGCUCUUUCUUUUUUUCUGUUCUUGAUUUGGGUUUUUACAAUUCAAGAAACCCCUUUUUUCUUCAUAUUUGUCUUAGUUUACCUUUUGGGUCACCCCCAAAAAAUUAGAAUUUUGAGUUUCUGAUCCCUUCUUGGUGAAUUUGGCCAUUUUUUGCUCUGUAAAGAUUGGAUUUUUGGUCCUUUUAUUGAACUACUAGAACAAGAUUUUUUUUUGACAAUGGCCAAGCAAUAUGGGGUGACGAAACCUUUGUCUUUAGCAGGGCCUAUGGAGGCUGAUAUUCAGCGUACUAAAGAAUUGGAAAAGUUUUUGGUUGGUGCUGGACUAUAUGAAAGUGUUGAGGAGGCUGCUAAGAGAGAAGAAGUUCUCUGCCAACUAAAACAGAUCGUGAUGGACUGGGUGAAAGAUCUUACUCGACUAAGAGGGUAUAGUGAUCAGAUGGUUGAGGAUGCAAAUGCUGUCAUUUUAACCUUUGGUUCUUAUCGGCUUGGGGUGCAUGGUCCUGGAGCUGACAUAGACACAUUAUGUGUUGGACCAUCUUACGUGAAUCGAGAGGAUGACUUCUUUUUUGUAUUGCAUAAUAUUUUGGCGGAGAGGGAAGAAGUUACUGAACUACAACCAGUUCCUGAUGCACAUGUCCCUGUUAUGAAGUUUAAGUUUGAUGGGAUCUCAAUUGAUCUUCUCUAUGCAAGCAUUUCUCUUUUGGUUGUACCAGAUGAUUUAGACAUUUCCAGUGAAUCGAUGUUGUGCAAUGUUGAUGAGCCAACUGUAAGGAGCCUUAAUGGCUGCAGGGUGGCAGAUAAAAUUCUUAAACGUGUUCCAAAUAUUGAGUUUUUCCGGACCACACUUCGGUGUUUAAAGUUUUGGGCUAAACAGCGUGGUGUUUAUUCAAAUGUGACUGGAUUUCUAGGUGGAGUGAACUGGGCUCUUCUGGUUGCUCGGGUUUGCCAACUUUAUCCAAAUGCUGUUCCGAGUAUGCUGGUUUCUCGUUUUUUUCGUGUAUAUACACAAUGGCGCUGGCCAAAUCCUGUUAUGCUUUGUGAGAGAGAGGAUAAAGAAUUUGGAUUUUCUGUCUGGGAUCCACGAAAAAAUCCUUGGGACCGGACACAUCAGAUGCCAAUUAUUACACCUGCCUAUCCUUGCAUGAACUCUAGCUACAAUGUGUCUGCAAGUACUCUUCGAGUUAUGACAGAACAAUUUGAAUUCGGUAACAACAUAUGCCAGGAAAUUGAGCUGAAUAAAGCCCGGUGGACUGCACUGUUUGAGCAGUAUCCUUUCUUUGAAAGCUACAAGAACUAUUUGCAAGUUGACAUAGUUGCAGCUGAUGCUGAUGACUUGCUUGUGUGGAGAGGCUGGGUCGAAUCCCGGUUAAGGCAGCUUACUUUGAUGAUAGAGCGGGACACAUUUGGGAAAUUGCAGUGCCAUCCUUAUCCCCAUGAGUAUGUGGACCCCUCCAAACAAUGCGCACAUCGUGCCUUCUUCAUGGGUUUGCAGAGGAGGCCAGGGGAGUUGGUUCAAGAAGGGCAGCAAUUUGAUAUUCGCGGGACAGUUGAUGAGUUUAGACACCAAGUAAACAUGUAUAUGUAUUGGAAACCAGGAAUGGAAAUGUUUGUGUCCCAUGUUCGUAGAAAGCAGAUUCCCUCUUAUGUUUCACCAGAUGGAUAUAAACGAAGGCUAAUGGGUGGGCUGCUGGCAGAGAAACCUUCCUCUGAAAGAGGGUUGAAAAGGAAAAAAGAGCUUGAAGGCGCAGAAGAGAAGCAACAGAGUCAGGACAAAAGACCAUCAAUUAGCCCUCCAAGGGAUUCAGCUUCACCCGAGCUUAUUGUUGGUCAGAAAAAUGGCAUGUUCUUACAACAGUGUUCCUUGACAGUUACUCGAGGGAAGAGAAAGAGUGAAGAAAUUUCAGAUAGUUUGACAAAUGAUACGACGGAGUUUGCUGGUACCUCUGGGGAACCUGCACAUGAAUUGCUCCGACUCAGCCAUGACGGUCGUCCUGUGGGCAGUACUGGUUGCAACUCUCUAUGUUCCUCUCAGGGUGACUUAUACAGGGCCGAGUCCAAGUCACUUUUGAAUAAUGUAUGUGAAAAUGGUUCAAGGUUUAUUGAAGAUGCGUUGCUGGAGUUAGAGCCAAAAGCAGCACAUGGAAUGUUAACAUCUCUGGAUAGCAUUGGAUCGGAGUCUGUACAAAAAUCUUCUAUAAGGUAUAGAGUUACGUCAACUGCUUGAAAGAAGUGGAGUUUCAUGGCAUUGAGGGAUGAAAAGUCAGCUCAACACGAUUAGUCGUUUUCUCAAAUGAUAGAUUUUCUAAAUCGGAUGCCUAUCUCAUAUUAGAGAUCAUAAUGGAGGGGGUGGCAUUAUUAGAGAUCAUAUUAGAGAUCAUAAUGGAUCCGUGAUAUGCGCUUUUGCUGAGUAUUAUGGGGAUUGCAGUAACAAUCUUGCAGAAGCUAAGGCAAUGCUUAGAGGUAUCAUUCUAUGUAUCAAUAAUGGUUUCACUAACGUGAUAGUUGAAUCAGACUCUAUGAUUAUUCUAAAUUUGAUCAAGAGAAUUAAAAAGCCACCUUGGCAGCUAAAUCACAUUAUUGAACAAGUUAUGGAUUUGAUCAAGAAUGACAACUUUAUCUUUUGUCACACUCUUAGAGAGGGUAACAACACUGCAGACAUGUUGGCAAAUCUAGGAGAGGAGGCCAAGAAUACAUUUAUCUUCAGUGGAACUGUUUCCAUUCAUUCUAAUAUUAGAGCCUCAAUAAAGUUAGAAACUGAUGGACUACCAAACUUCAGAUUCAGCAAAAAGAAGAACAAAUAUGUCAUUCAUGACAGUGGAUAAUCUUUUCUUAAUACUCUCCACUAUGUACAUAGCGUCACUUAGCGAUGCUACAAAUUCCUUAGGGGAUUUCCAACACUUUUAUGCACAUGCUAGAUAUUUUUGCUUUCA
Molecule: messenger RNA, 3041 nt
Organism: Lycium barbarum (goji berry)
Lineage: Eukaryota; Viridiplantae; Streptophyta; Magnoliopsida; Solanales; Solanaceae
Product: nuclear poly(A) polymerase 4-like
Exons: 13
Coding region: 329-2335 (668 amino acids)
Cellular component (GO): nucleus
Molecular function (GO): RNA binding; poly(A) RNA polymerase activity
Source: RefSeq, a predicted model, not a curated record